AUGAGAACUCAAUACUUUAGUGAUUUACCUUCAAUGAAUAAAUCACCUACUAUUCAUCCAGACCCAACUUCUCCUCGUUUAAUUUGUCAAUCAAUUCAAGGAAUUAAAAGAAUUGAUUUGGAUGAAGAAAAUGGUUCAUUAUUAUUAUUAAAUGAAAAACUCUCUAUUAUUGCUCGGUGUGAAACUGUUAAUCGUGCAAUUAAUGCAUUAAAACAAUACAUUAAUCCUACUCAACUUCCUAACUCUUUUUCAACAGAAGAAUUUAAUAUAACUAACAAACUAAAUGAAAUUCAUGCAAUAAGUUGUGCUGAAUCUUUUGUUAUUAAAGAUGUAAUAAUGGUUUUACCAAAAUUUAUAAAUGACUUAUGUCAUCAUCCAAUUACUGACCUUGUUAAUUCUUUAGAAGUAUUAAUCAGUCGUGUUUUUUCUAAUUCAUUAAUUGAACAAAAGACUAUCAUUAAAAUGUUAUUUGAUCAUAUAAGAAUGCAUUCAAUUUGUGAUGGAAUUUAUCUUCUUAUUGGUAGAUUAUUGGAUAAAUAUACUAAAGCAUUUUGUACUGUUCUUCAAACAGAAAAGGUAGGAACUAUACUAACUGAAAAGAUGAAAGAAAUAUAUAAAAAUAUUUUUGGUGAUUAUACCUUUGAUGAAAAACCAUUGCCAUCAAUUAAAACUGUUAUUGUUAAGGAUGAUAAUACAACAAUUAACUAUGAUGAUAUAGACAGAGGAUCAUCAAAACAAGUAAGAAGAAAGUCUAUCUUCUUCUCAAGUUCAUUGUUCCAAGAAGAUGAUACUUUCUUAAGAAGACAAAGUAGAAGUUUCCAAAGAGCAAUUACUCCAAGAAAAACAGGAAAAGGAAAAGGUGAUGAACAAUUAGAAUCAAAAAAUGAAAUGAGGGAUGAAGCAAGAAAAUUAGCUCAAGCAUUUUUUAAUGAAAGUCUUCCUUAUAUUCUUAAAGUAGACCAAACAGGAGUUAAGAUAUUUAAUUCAAAAAGUGAAAAUGAAGCAUGUCUUGAUAACUUAACUUACAAAUCUGGAUUUGAACAAUUAAAACAAGUAAUUAAAUUGACUAGAUAUAAUAUAGUUAUAGAAGAAAAUCAUGAGCUAAUCAAACAAAUUUGUUUUUUCCUCAUUCCUUCAGUGUCAUUAGGUUAUAAAGAUUGUUUUAAAGAAAUUACUCAUUCUAUGGAAGAUUAUUUUCAACAUAUUUAUGUAUGUAAUAAAGAAAAUAUUUUUAUGAAAAUAUUAACUGAUUGGGAAUUAAUUAUAGAAGAAUCAAAAUCAUUUAAUGCUUAUUUCUUCCGUAUUUUAUUAAAAAUAUUUAGAGUUUAUAUGAAAAUAGCUAGAUAUCAAACAAUUGGAUUAGGAUUAUCAGAAAGAGUUUUAAUGCCUAUUUCUUUAUGUCUUCAACGUCCACAAACAGAAUGUUAUUUAGACUCUCAAUAUGACCUUUUAAUAGAAGUUGGUCGUUGUUUUAAAAUUUUUAAUAAUAAAUGUUUAAAUGAAACACAUUCAGUUCAUGCAAUUCAACAAAUAUAUUCACCAAAAGAAAUUAGUAAAUUAGCAAUGGCAUGUGCAAAAAGAUAUCUUAUUGAUUAUGAUAAAGAAACUUCAAACUACCAUGAAAAUGUUAACAAAUUACUUGGAAAGAAACGAGAAUAUGCUAUUCUUUAUUUUCAAGUUCUUGUUCGUUUAUUACAA
Entamoeba nuttalli P19 is the source of this 1698-nucleotide messenger RNA. RefSeq lists its product as hypothetical. The transcript has a single exon. The record is from RefSeq and is a predicted model, not a curated record. The annotation marks the transcript as partial. NCBI's taxonomy places the organism in Eukaryota, Evosea, Mastigamoebida, Endamoebidae.